Messenger RNA from Numida meleagris (helmeted guineafowl), 5240 nucleotides. It is a transcript of the gene ELAPOR2, whose product is annotated as KIAA1324 like. The transcript has 22 exons. Gene Ontology annotation, biological process: positive regulation of BMP signaling pathway. The record is from RefSeq and is a predicted model, not a curated record. NCBI's taxonomy places the organism in Eukaryota, Metazoa, Chordata, Aves, Galliformes, Numididae. Bases 215 to 3211 code for a protein of 998 amino acids.
CCUUUUCCUCCCCGCCCCUCCUCCCGGCUGUGGCGGUGCCGGCUGCCGGCACGGGGCUGGCGGGGCCGUUGCGCUCCGUGCCAGCUCCGUGCGUUUCCCCGCUGGGUUAUGCCCCGCUGCAGAAGCCGCAGCCGGGAGCGGGGCCGGUGAGCCCCGAGCGGCGGCUGCCGAGCGGGGAAAGGGGUGCGCGGCCGCUCCGCUGCGGGAGCGGAGGAUGAAGCGGAGGAUUUGGUGCCCGGGCACCGCCUGGGUGUGCUGCUGGCUGCUGGGCUGGCAGGCGGCCGCCCUCCAGCUGCCGCCCUGCGAAGAGACAGAUUACCACUUCGAGUACACGGAGUGUGACAGCAGUGGCUCCAGAUGGAGGGUGGCUGUCCCGAAUCCGUCGGCGGAGUGCUCUGGACUACCUGAUCCUGUGAAAGGGAAGGAAUGCACUUUCUCCUGUGCCUCUGGCGAGUACUUGGAGAUGAAGAACCAGGUGUGCAGCAAAUGUGCUGAGGGGACCUACUCGCUGGGCAGUGGGAUCAAGUUUGACGAGUGGGAUGAGCUGCCAGCAGGAUUCUCCAAUGUGGCAACGUUCAUGGACACAGCAGUAGGCUCAGUUGAGAAUAAAGCUGACAGCUGCAACAACUCUUCAUGGACACCACGAGGGAAUUACAUCGAGUCAAACAGGGAUGAUUGUACAGUUUCUCUCAUCUACGCCGUACACCUGAAGAAAUCCGGUUCUGUCUUCUUUGAAUACCAAUAUAUUGACAACAACAUCUUCUUUGAAUUUUUUAUACAGAAUGACCAGUGCAAAGAGAUGGAGUCUACAGCAGACAAGUGGGUGAAGCUGACAGACAAUGGGGAAUGGGGCUCUCAUUCUGUAACCUUGAAAUCAGGUAGUAAUAUACUAUACUGGAGAACGACAGGGAUUCUCAUGGGGUCCAAAGUGGUAAAACCAGUUCUGGUGAAAAACAUCACAAUUGAAGGAGUUGCAUAUACAUCUGAAUGCUUCCCAUGCAAGCCUGGUACCUACACCGACAAACCAGGUUCAUCUGGCUGCCAAGAGUGUCCAAGAAAUACUUAUUCUGAGAAAGGAGCUAAAGAGUGCACCAAGUGUAAAGAAGAAAUCUAUUAUGCAGAAGAGGGAUCCAGUGCGUGUAUAGAGCGUCCUCCGUGCACAAACAAAGACUUUUUCCAGAUCCACACCCCAUGUGAUAAAGAAGGAAAGACUCAGAUCAUGUACAAAUGGAUCGAACCCAAGAUCUGCAGAGAGGAUCUCCCUGAUGCAUUGACCCUACCUCCUUCUGGAGAAAGGAAGGAAUGUCCACCUUGCAAUCCUGGCUUUUACAGCAAUGCCUCAUCUUCCUGUACUCCUUGCCCACAGGGCACAUUUUCAGAUGGGACACAGGAGUGCAAAGCCUGCCCUGCAGGGACUGAACCCGCUCUUGGUUUUGAGUACAAGUGGUGGAACAUCCUACCGGGCAACAUGAAGACUUCUUGCUUUAAUGUUGGCAACUCAAAGUGCGAUGGGAUGAAUGGCUGGGAGGUGGCUGGUGACCACAUCCAGAGUGGAGCUGGAGGCUCUGACAAUGACUAUCUUAUCUUGAAUUUGCACAUCCCAGGAUUUAAACCUCCGACAUCAGUGACAGGAGCUACUGGGUCAGAACUAGGACGGAUUACUUUUGUUUUUGAGACCAUCUGUUCAGCAGAUUGUGUGCUGUACUUUAUGGCGGAUAUUAAUCGAAAAAAUACUAAUGUGGUAGAAUCGUGGGAAAGAAGUAAAGAGAAGCAAUCCUACACUCACAUCAUCUCCAAAAAUGCUUCCUUCACAUUUACCUGGGCCUUUCAGAGAAUAAACGAGGGCCAAGAUAGCAGGCAGUUCAUCAAUGAUGUGGCAAAGAUCUACUCCAUCACAGUGACUAACGCGGUGGAUGGAGUCGCCUCCUCUUGCCGGGCCUGUGCGCUGGGCUCUGAGCAGUCUGGCUCAUCCUGUGUGCCCUGCCCAGUGGGACACUACAUCGAGAAGGAGACCAGCCAAUGCAAGGAGUGUCCAGACAACACCUUCCUGUCCAUCCACCAGGUCUACGGCAGGGAGGCCUGCAUCCCGUGUGGGCCUGGCAGCAAGAGCACCAAGGACCACUCUGCCUGCUUCAGUGACUGCUUGGUGACAUACGUCAAGGAUAACCAGACCCUGAGUUAUGAUUUUAGCAACCUCAGCCAGGUGGGCUCCUUAAUGAGUGGGCCGAGCUUCACUUCCCGUGGGACCAAGUUCUUCCACUUCUUUAACAUCAGCCUGUGUGGGAAUGAGGGUAAAAAGAUGGCUAUUUGCACUGACAAUAUCACAGAUGUUACCCUGAAGGACAUGGUUGCAGAAUCAGAAGAUUUUUCCAACUUUGUGGGAGCUUUUGUCUGUCAGUCCACCAUCAUCCCAUCUGACAGCAAGGGUUUCCGAACAGCCCUGGCUCUUCAGUCCAAUAGCCUUGCUGACAGGUUCUUAGGAGCUACUGUUGAAACAACGCUGGAAAAUAUCAGUGUCAAGACAGACACACUCCCUCCCUCUCCAAGCAAAGUACCUGAUGUGCAUUUCUUUUACAAGUCUUCAACAGCGACAACCUCUUGUGAAGAUGGUCGUGCAACUGUUGUGACAAUGAGAUGCAACCCCAACAAACCAGAUCAAGGAGAGCUUUCUGUGCCCAGCUCAUGCCCUGCUGGCACUUGUGAUGGAUGCACUUUCUACUUUGUAUGGGAAAGUGCAGAAGCUUGCCCUCUGUGCACAGAGCAAGACUACCAUGAGAUUGAGGGAGCCUGCAAAAAAGGAUUUCAGGAAACCUUGUAUGUAUGGAAUGAACCGAAGCAUUGCAUUAAAGGGGUUCCCUUGCCAGAGAAAAGGACCAGCACUUGUGAAACAGUGGAUUUUUGGCUAAAGGUUGGAGCUGGUGUUGGUGCUUUCACUGCUGUUCUGCUGAUAGCCUUGACCUGCUAUUUUUGGAAGAAGAACCAGAAGCUGGAGUAUAAAUAUUCCAAAUUAGUGAUGACAGCGAACUCAAAAGAGUGUGAGCUGCCAGCUGCUGACAGUUGUGCUAUAAUGGAGGGAGAAGAUAAUGAAGAAGAAAUAGUGUAUUCAAAUAAGCAGUCGCUGCUGGGGAAGCUCAAGUCCUUGGCAACAAAGGAAAAAGAAGAUCACUUUGAAUCUGUUCAGCUGAAAUCUUCAAGAUCCCAGAAUAUAUGAAGAAUUAAUGCUGCCUUCAAAGAAACAAACCUGAUUUCUAUUUUUACAGGACCAUAUUUUAAACAUACUCUGGCACACAUUGCAGUAGUGAUCUCGGUCAGAAAUGCUCAGCCAUUUAGGAAGAAAGAAGACAGGAAGCAAACCAGAAAAUUGGAUUGCCUUAUCAUGUGAUUGAGUACCUUGCCAAAAAAAAAAAACAAACCCAAACAGAUGCUUGGAUUCCAUACUGGGAAUGAAAUUCAACUCAGGAAGAGAUAUACAUACUGCAAAUAACAUUGUUUUUCUGCAUUCACCUGGGCAUUGCUCAGGCAUGCCGUGUGAUUUAUAGGUACCUUUCAUUUCCUAUCUCUCCUUCUACACAUAUUCAUAAGAAAUGAUUUUCAGAGAGGCCUGAAUCCUCCUGCAAAGGCUGUGUGUAGUCCCUUAGUAGCAUACCUGUGAGUUCUCUUAAAAUCAAAAUUGUGAAUGGUACGGGUUACAAGCUUCAGGUGAGUUCUGAACUUAAGAGAAUGCUUUUGAUUUUAAUGGUUUGGAGGGCUUGGUGGUCUGCCCUUGGCAUCUAAUGCAAGAGGCAUGGUUCUGCACCUGUAAGUUGAACCCUUUCUGUUGCCUAGUUCAUGGCAAUCAGGGCUGAAGUAAAAACUGAUGUUACUGAGUUUAAAUGUGCUAACUGCUGCUGUAUAAAUUGCAGAUCUGGGCCCAUGAUUUUAUAGGCAGUGGUAAGGUCAAGCUCUUUGAAGACAGGGAAAGUGAUAGCUACAGUGCAAUUUGCACUCAGCGCUCUCUGUGGAAGCUUGUCCUUUCAAGAGAGGUUGUUGGCAGUUUCACUCCCCUCCCUUGGGCUGCCAAUAUGUCACCUUCCCCUCGAGUGCAAGCCAGCAAAACCUGAACUGUGGAAAUAAAGUGUGAAAUCCCCACUUUUGGAGAUCAGAGAUCAGCUUUAUCAGCUGAUAGACUUAUUAGAAGCACUCAGCUGCAUCUGUUCCUGGCCCCAGGCAAGGAACAAGGAUGAAUGCCCAGGGGAGCUGAGUGUGGUUGUGCUCUUAGGCAGCUCAGCAUCUAAAUGUUUCCUACUGUCAGUGCAAGUAACUGCUUUGAAAUGAGGGCACAAAGUGGUUCCUUGAGAACUGGAAGCUAGAUGGACUUCUUCAUGAAAUCAGCCACUUUGUAAGCAUGAGUUCUUCAUAAAGCCCACCCCGAUCAUGUCCUGGAAUUCUCACUGAAGUCAAACUCAAAGGAGUCUGAAACUUAGGCAAAAAAUAUUUAUGAAAAAAUAUGCAAGGCUUGUAUAGAGCCAGGAGAAAAUGAGGAACCAAUUUUAUCCUGACCUCUGGUCAGACUCGUAUUUCCGCUGCAGUAAAAUUAUGUGAAUUGUGGAAUGCAUCAAAGCCAGAAGAGACACAUGGGCAGGAAUGGUCUUUUUAUUAUAAGGAAUAUAGAUUUUUUGGUUUUAUAUGACUGAGCUAUAUCUAUAAAAGAGGGCCCACUUUUAAGUAAAAUUUAAAAUAGAUUGAAUUUUCUGCACUCUAAAUACUUUAUUAUACUACACACGUGGAGAAAAAUUUUAUGAAGUUUAGAUUUUUUCUUUAUUUAGGGAAAAUUCAGCUCAGUUAUUUUAUAUCUCCUGUCAUGGAACACAGGCUUUGCUCUUUUGAUGGGAGAUACUUCAGGCAUCUUUGCAGAAGUGGUGUACAUUUUUUGUUCUUCUUGAAAAGGCACUUCACUUUCCCAACAAAGAUUUUUAUGGGGUAUUGUUGAAUGUAUAUUAAAUACGCAUUCUUUUUUGUAUAUUUUGUACCAUGGCACACUUAUUAUUGUACAUUGUAUUUGUCGUCAUGAUGUCAUUUAUAUAUGGUUGUCAAAGAUUAUAUGCUCAUGGAGUAAUUGGCUAUGGCUUUGGGAUUUCACUUCUUGGAUCUUUUAUGAAAAGGGUUUUUAUGUUGUUGGUUUUUAUGCAACUGGUGUGCUGUAGCAUCAAAGAUAUAUAUCUGAUGGGCAUUCAUAAAAUAAAGUGAAAAUAUAUUUGAAA